Xyrauchen texanus (razorback sucker) is the source of this 2426-nucleotide messenger RNA. RefSeq names its product guanine nucleotide-binding protein subunit alpha-14-like. Gene Ontology annotation, biological process: phospholipase C-activating dopamine receptor signaling pathway; action potential; adenylate cyclase-modulating G protein-coupled receptor signaling pathway. The record is from RefSeq and is a predicted model, not a curated record. Gene Ontology annotation, molecular function: guanyl nucleotide binding; GTPase activity; GTPase activator activity. The transcript has 9 exons. Lineage: Eukaryota; Metazoa; Chordata; Actinopteri; Cypriniformes; Catostomidae. Gene Ontology annotation, cellular component: heterotrimeric G-protein complex. The coding region runs from base 478 to 1545 and encodes 355 amino acids.
UCAGCACGCAAGUCAGAAUUGAGAUGGACAUCAGAAAAUUCUUUGGACGAAGCAGGGACAGGAAAGCAGAAAGGAGAGAUGAGUUUGAGGGAGUCAUCUGAACUGGCAGCUUGUGAUUUUCUCCUGAGGACUCUGCACAUAUUCACUCUCCACUUCCUCUGACUCAGACACUAUCUCCACGGUAACCCUCACAGAAGUGGCACUCUGAUGAAAAAAAACCCAUAACAUCCACAACAGUUUUCAUCACGAAAUGCAUUCAUUACCAACAUUAGCUGGAAAAAAAAAGUUGUAUAGAAAACACUCCAGGCUUCCUCAGCCUGUAGUAGAUGUCUAUGUAGAGACAUAUACAUGUAUCUUAUUGAUUUCAAUGGAAAAAUAAAUGCACUGUCAAAUAGGUAGCCUCCUUCUAAGAGGCCUUUUUCUUUUAAACAGAGUUUAUUUGUACUGUGAUGUAACCUCAUCAGGCACUACUGACCAAUGUCUCUAUGUUCUAACCUCUUUAAGCCGGCCCGGGCCGCAGUGUGCCAUGGGAUGUACCCCACUGAUCCAGGCUGUGGUGGCCUGCACCUGAUGAGGACCAACGAGAUCCUGCAGAGAACAAGCACAGGUGAGAGUGGCAAGAGUACCUUCAUUAAACAGAUGAGGAUCAUUCAUGGCUCUGGAUAUACUGAUGAAGAUAAGAAGGGCUUCAUUAAGCUCAUCCACCAGAACACCAUCAGUGCCAUGCAGUCCAUGGUUAGAGCUAUGGACAUGCUCAAGAUUGCUUAUGCUCAAUCAGAGAACCAGGGUCAUGGUGAAUUGGUGAAUGAUAUUGAGGUGGAUAAGAUCAUGACUUUGGAACCAGCCCAAGUGAACGCCAUCAGCAGUCUAUGGAAUGACGCAGGGAUUCAGGAAUGUUACGACCGCCGUCGAGAGUACCAGCUAACCGACUCUGCCAAAUACUACCUGAGUGAACUAGAUCGAAUUUCAGAUGCAGCGUAUGUCCCGACGGAGCAGGAUAUUCUCAGAGCCAGGGUUCCAACCACAGGUAUCAUCGAGUACCCGUUUGACCUGGAGAAUGUCAUCUUCAGGAUGGUGGACGUCGGAGGCCAGAGGUCAGAGCGCCGGAAGUGGAUCCACUGCUUUGAGAACGUCACCUCUAUCAUCUUCCUGGUGGCUCUGAGCGAGUACGAUCAGGUUCUUGCUGAAUGUGACAAUGAGAACCGCAUGGAGGAGAGUAAAGCUUUGUUUAAAACCAUCAUCACGUAUCCCUGGUUCCAGCAGUCAUCGGUGAUUCUCUUCCUGAAUAAAACAGACAUCCUGAAAGAGAAGAUCGUCCAUUCUCACCUGGCCACCUACUUCCCAGAAUUCACAGGCCCCCAGAAUGAUACAACGUCAGCGCAGGAAUUUAUUCUUAAGAUGUACAUGGAACAAAACGAAGACAAAGACAAAUCCGUCUACUCACACUUCACCUGUGCCACUGACACGGAGAACAUCCGACUGAUCUUCGUUGCUGUGAAAGACACCAUCCUCAGACACAAUCUAAAAGAGUUCAACCUGGUGUAAAGUCCAUAUCUAGUCUUUUUCCUGAAGGGGAAUCUCUAGUCCUGCUCUCUAAAGCCAUUCUUCCAGGUCCAACGUUGAGUAGUUAGCCGUCAGAUUAUAUUAACAUUAUUCUACCUAAGAACUUUGAGGAAUUAACUUGGGGAAGGGUUCAAUGGAGUAGAUCUGGAGUGGGAUCUUGAAAACAAGCCUUAAUCUAAGGAACAAAUUGUAUUUUUAGUCCUAUUUAGAACCUCUAAAAUCUGGAUAGGCUACAUCAAGCACCUAUGUAGAUAUGGCUGUUUUGUUCUUUCUGUGAGUAGAGGUUAUUAAGGAUGCUACUUAAUAGAUUUUAAGGCGAAAUACAUUAUUGCUAAUUUUACUGCUGUAAUUGAUCAAAGUCUUAAGGACAACUUGUAUAAGAGCAUUUCAAUUGCAAAGUAGAGGGAAAAGAUUAUAUGCAAAAAAUGUUGUUCUGGGUUUAAAAAAGAAAGAAAAAUGAGCAAACAUGCUCUGCAUGUGCCUUACAUAGUUAAUACCUGGGCCCGAAUCAUAGUCAUAUGUAGAAAUUAAAAUAUAUUAAUACCUCUCUGAAAAAUAACAUAUACUAUUUUAAAAGAUUUGAUGGUUUUACUGUCAAAUUUUACAUUGUAAAUUAUAUUUAUGAUCUUGAACAUAAUGCAUAUUCAAUUAAUAAAAAUUAACCAUUUCACAGGGCAAACUUCUGAAAUGUUCCAUAUUUAUUUUACACAGCCACUAAACACACAGAGUUAGUUUAAUUCUUUAUUUUACCUCAGAACUGAAUGUGUACUAGUGGUUGAGAACAAGUUGUAGUGAAUACCUGAAGUGCCUUUGAACUGUAAUGUCUUUGAUAAUAUUUAUUAACUGUGAAAAUAAAGCUUAUA